UAACUGGGGAUCUGAGCUCGGCGGUGACGCGCGGCCCUCACGUGACCAGAGCCCGUGUCUGCCCAAGUCCUUCUCGUCCUGGUCCUUUUUGCCUGUCCAGACACCAUCUGCCUAUCGCCCUUUGGACGAGGGGGAAAGCAGAAGAAACUCCGCAGGUCACAGCGGGGCACCUGGAGGAGAGGCCGCCUCGGAACCAGCCGCCGGGAGAGGUUCAGACCAUCCUGAACAUGGAAAAAGCCUGCAAAGAGCCCGAGGAGCGGCCACAGAGCUCGCCCAAGGCGGAUGAAGAGCGGCCUUCUGUGGAGCAGUCUCCCGAAAAGUCGUCUCCAGAGGAGCAGUCUUCGGAGGAGGCGUCCUCGGAGGAGGAGUUCUUUCCCGAGGAACUCCUUCCUGAGCUCCUUCCCGAGAUGCUCGAGUCCGAGGAGCGCCCUCCUCAGGAGCGCCUGUCGAGGAAGGACCUUUUUGAGGCGCGCCCUCCCAUGGAGCAGCCUCCUUGCGGAGUGGGCAAACACAAGCUAGAAGAGGGAAGCUUUAAGGAAAGGCUGGCCGGCUCCCGCCCGCAAUUUAGAGGGGACAUACACGGCAGAAAUUUAAGCAACGAGGAGAUGAUAAAGGUAGCAGAGGAGAUGGAAGAGAUGAAGCGAGUACGAAACAAACUGAUGAUCAUGCAUUGGAAGGCCAGGCGGAACCGUCCUUAUCCUAUUUAAUGUGUUCGGCCUUGAAUUUUGUUUUGUCUGAUGUUUGCUUUUUCUUACAUACCUUACAAUGUCUUCCUAAUCUGAACUUUUUGUGUGGCUUUGGGGUAUUUCUCUUGUAACUGGCAUAAAAUUGCAUCUCACCCCCAUAUGCAAGACAUCCUCUUUCAAUCAUGUCUUCUCCAUUUGCAUGGAAAGAUGCACAGUAUAUAUUGUGGAGUGGAAAAAAGCAAUUUUCGAAAAGUAUAUGUAGUAUCCCAUUUUUGUAAAAAGUAUAUAUUUAUAUAUUAAUAUGCAAAGAAAAAACUCAAAGUAUAUACUGCAGAGGUUUAACAGUGACUAUCUGUGUGGUAGGAUAACAGGUGAUUUGUUUUUUCAUUUUUGCUUCAUCUGAAUUUCUCAUUUUCUCAAGAUGAACACAUUUUACGUGUUACAAAAAAAAGACAAUACAAUGGGAAAAAUUGUAAAGCAAUGAAAGAAUUUGUCAAUCAGCUUAUAAAGAUAAUGUGGCACUUAAUAAAUACUUUUCAGAACUUUAAAAAAGAAAA
Molecule: messenger RNA, 1243 nt
Organism: Cervus elaphus (red deer)
Lineage: Eukaryota; Metazoa; Chordata; Mammalia; Artiodactyla; Cervidae
Gene: TCEAL1
Product: transcription elongation factor A like 1
Exons: 3
Coding region: 228-707 (159 amino acids)
Source: RefSeq, a predicted model, not a curated record